CUUGACGGUAGUCGACGAUGAGUAUGUAUCCGAACUGGACCGGCGACGAUUCCUACUGGGGUGGUCAGGCGGCCCCUCAGGGUCUGGCUGGCCCUAUGCCACAAGCGCAAGCCCUCAAACAACCCUAUGAUCCUCUGCUCUAUAAUCAAAGCUAUAUGAAUAACAUGAAAAAUAUGCUCGCCGCUCAAUGGGUUGAAAACUCUAAUCCAUUUUCCGGCUACAAUGCUCUUCAAGCCAGUUCAGCAGCUUUUCCCGAACGAUCCGUUCAUCUUGCCCAGCCCGUAUUUCCAUGGAUGAAAAUGAGCGGAUCAAAAUCAGGAGAAUCGAAGCGCACACGACAAACAUACUCACGGAAUCAGACGCUUGAGCUGGAAAAAGAAUUUCACUAUAACAAAUAUUUAACUCGAAAACGAAGACAGGAAAUAUCGGAAAGCCUGCAGCUGACCGAGAGACAGGUGAAGAUAUGGUUUCAAAACAGAAGGAUGAAGCACAAGAAGGAGAGCAAAGGCGAAGGUACGGGCGAACACGAGAGCGAUGAGUCGACGCAGGACGACCAGCAGAACUCCUAAACGCCCGGUGCUCGACGCGCGACCCCCCAGUCCCCGAAUUCGCAUUCAUCGCUUUGUCUUCUUCCAGUUGCCAUACCCCCACCAUAAUCCCCGUCGUCAUCACAAAGAUGUAUGCAAAUGCACAUACCACACAUAUUAUCCGUUGUUCCUGAUCAUGUUUUUCGUCGUACUUGCGCGCGGCUCUGGAACGUCCUGUAAUUUAUCUCGAACGCACGGGUUUCUACACGCUAGAGCUCUUCUCUUUCUUCUCUCUCUCUCGCACAAAUGUGAGUUUAACGCCCUGUUCCGAUCUCUUCUAGUUUCUCGCGGGCUCCCCGCCGUCCUUCUGCUAGCGGUGAGUUCUGCGAUAUUGCGUCCCAGUGUAUUGUGUUGUUUAUACAUGGUUUAAAUGAAGUAUAUUGUAUGUAAGACAGCUGCUAUUUUCCUGUGCAAAAGCGUUCAUAUCGCUAAGUGAAUUC
Molecule: messenger RNA, 1027 nt
Organism: Cylicocyclus nassatus
Lineage: Eukaryota; Metazoa; Nematoda; Chromadorea; Rhabditida; Strongylidae
Source: the annotation of a GenBank genome assembly